AAAAAAAAAAAAAAAAAACACAAAUAAACUUGUCUAGUGUUAGCAUGUCUUGAGAAGCCGUGUGUGUGUGUUUAGUACUACUACUACUCUACUAGCUUUGUCUGCUCUCCUCAUUUUCAACUAAUUUCUCUCUCCUCCUCCUCUCUCGGCCAAUUAUUUUUUUACUAGUUCUCAAAGACAACCCCUUUACAAAGGAAAAAAAGAAAAAGAAAGAAAAAAAAAAUCAGUUCUUUGAAGUAUAUACAAAAACCCACCCUUCAGAUGUGCUUCUCUCUCUCUCUCUCUCUCUCUAACCAUCUGAGAGGUUCAUCUCUCUCUCGGUCCUCCUCAUGAACUCGUGCUUUGCACAAGUCUUGUAGUCCAAAAUGGAUUUUAGCUUGGUGAGCUUGGAGAGUUUGGUGGGUCCCACGAAUCCUGAAGGUGGAUCAGCUUCUUCUUCUGAGGCAAAGCAGCAGCAGCAGCAGCAUCAACAAAAGGGUGUUGGAUCUGGGUUUGUGAAGCAAGAGAGGCCCGGGCUUGAAGAAGAUGAGUGGAGGAGCUCAAAAGUUGCCAAAACUGUGGAUUUGUCAUCAUCGGCCUACAGGGCAAUGCCGUUUUCUCAAGGGACAAAUGUUAAUAAUCCUCUUAUGAGAUCUAAUCCUUUGUUGCUCUCUGCUGAUCAUGUUCGCCACCAACAAGAGCAUAUGCUUAGCUUUUCUUCUCAGAAACCGGAAAAUCCGUUUUUGGGCAAAGAUGGUGCCGGUUUGGCUUUUCCUUAUUACCAAAGAAUGACCCCUAUUUACUCUAGAAAUGCUGCUGGUUAUGGUUCUGGAAGCUUGAAUACAAGCAUGCAUGUGCCUUAUACUGGAAUUAGAGGACCAUUCACUCCGUCUCAGUGGAUUGAGCUAGAGCACCAAGCCUUGAUCUACAAGUACAUCACUUCAAAUGUCCCUGUCCCAUCCAAUUUGCUCAUUCCCCUCAAGAAAUCCCUCAAUCCUUAUUCCCUUUCCGGUUCAUCUUCUGCUCCUUUGCCUCCCAAUUCAUUAGGGUGGGGCUCUUUCCAUCUGGGUUACGCGGACAACACCGACCCCGAGCCGGGGCGGUGUCGCCGGACCGAUGGGAAGAAAUGGCGGUGCUCGAGGGACGCUGUUGCCGACCAGAAGUACUGUGAGAGGCACAUUAACAGGGGCCGCCAUCGUUCAAGAAAGCCUGUGGAAGGCCAGACCGGCCAUGCCGCCUCUGGGGCCGCUGCCACCUCAAAGGCGGUGCCGCCGAUGACCUCCUCCGUCUCAACGACGGCGGCGAUGUCGUCGGCAAUGCCCAUUAGCGGCGCAUCCAACAGCCUCGCCACCAUCACGCAGCACCAGUUCAAGGGCUUGCAGUCUGGUGCGGCUGCUAGUUCUACAGAUGCUGCUCUUGUCAACAGAAUGCAAGACUUAAGGGGCCUAUCCGUGAUGUCUUCUUCAAAUGUUAAUCUGAAAUCUAAUGACUCCACUUUUAACAUUCUGAAACAAGAAAUUGUACCCGGAGGAUCCUCUCAUUUGGAGUUUGGGCUUGUCUCUACCGAUUCACUACUUAACCCCUCACAAGAGAGCUCUUACAUGGACUCCAAAAACUAUGAUACUUCUUCUUUCCUUGAUUUCAGUGGCCAGGAAACCCAAGACCAGCACCCGCUCCGCCAUUUCAUCGACGACUGGCCCAAGGACAACUCCGACCAAUCGGUCAUUGCUUGGCCGGAAGAGAUGAAAUCGGACUGGACCAAUCUCUCGAUGUCAAUCCCUGUAACAACCUCUGACUUCUCAUCCUCCUCAAACUCACCCAAGCAAGAAAAACUCGCCCUCUCGCCUCUAAGGCUAUCUCGCGAGAUCGAGCCAAUGCAGAUGAAUCUCGGGGUGAGCAAUGACCUUGGGGAAGCAGCUGCACGAAAGCAAACCAGCUGGGUGCCGGUAUCUUGGGCCGGCGGCUCAAAUUGUUCGAUGGGGGGUCCGUUAGGAGAAGUCUUGACGAAUACAACGGGGAAUGUGAAGGCCUACAAAAGCCCGUCUUCGCUUAACCUCUUGACAGAAGGUUGGGAUGGAAGCCCCCAGGUGGGUUCUUCCCCAACAGGUGUUUUGCAGAAGUCAACAUUCUGUUCUCUCUCAAACAGCAGCUCAGAAAGCAGUCCAAGAGCAGAUAACAAAAAGAACAUUGAUGGGGUUAGUGUAUAUGAUGAUGUUCUUGGUUCAACUCUAGCUACUUCCUCAGUCCCAUCUCUGUAAUGCCCAACUACUAAGCUACUAAUCCAGGCAAAGCGAAGGAGGAGAUUGGGAAGCUUGGAAUAAUAUUCUGAUCUUUGUUUUUGUUUGUAUUUGUAUUUGUAUUUUUUUCAAAACUUCAUUUUAUGCCCUUUUUUUGUUGUUGCUUAAAUUACAGAACUAAAGACAUGGCUUAUCCAAUCCCUAUUUGAAUGGAUACUAGCCAGUUUGACUCAUGUGGAAUAGUUGUUGGGUUAGCAAUACUUCUUUCUUUAUUUUCUAAUGAGUUAUGAUGUAAAAUUUGAAAGUGUUAAAUCUCUUUAAUUAUAUAAUAUCCAACUGGUUUUUUUUUUCUGGCU
Molecule: messenger RNA, 2572 nt
Organism: Morus notabilis
Lineage: Eukaryota; Viridiplantae; Streptophyta; Magnoliopsida; Rosales; Moraceae
Product: growth-regulating factor 1
Exons: 4
Coding region: 366-2237 (623 amino acids)
Biological process (GO): regulation of DNA-templated transcription; DNA-templated transcription; developmental process
Cellular component (GO): nucleus
Molecular function (GO): ATP binding
Source: RefSeq, a predicted model, not a curated record